GAGUAUCAGGGAGAGGAGAGGAGGGGGGAAGUGUUAAAAUGACCCCCCUCUACACACAUACACCACAUUGAGGCUCCUGAAGGGAGGAGUUUCGCCGCGCUGAUCCCCAAACUGCUGCAUUUUGCAGCCAACCUCAGCAGAUCCCCGCACUAGGCAGCCUGCUGCCUGUCCGAAGUGAGGCAGAUCCCUCGCUAGCCUGAAGCUGGGGAGAGAGCCAUGCCGGUGCCAAGCGGGGCAAAGCGAAGGAGAACAGGACGAUGGGACGGAGAGGUCUAGGGCGUCCAGAAGAGGAGGAGGAAGAAGAAGAGGAAGAAGAGGAGGAAAAGGCUGUUGCAGUUUGCCCUCUUCGCGGCCCUAUGGGGAGGGAGGAAGAAGGGCUUCCCCCGCUGGAAGAGUUUCUUGAGGCUCAAGUUGCGUUCGUGGGGGGUUCGGAGGAGCCCCACCAAUCUCCCCCUAGCUCCUGCUGAGCCUCUUUCUGACUGAACUGGGCGUCCUGCCCCCUAAAGCCUCCUUCCCUAUGGAAUCUUCUCCCUAUAGGGCUCAGGUCUACCCACAGGCAGGAGGGUCUCCAGCCCCGAGCCUCGUUUCCUUUGGGGCUGCUCCUCUCUUCCUUGGGGCGGGAUCGGGCUCUCUGGUGGUGUCACACAGGGGACAGGAUGAAUUUCACCCAUUCAUUGAGGCACUUCUCCCACAUGUCCGUGCAAUCGCCUACACUUGGUUCAACCUUCAGGCUCGAAAACGCAAGUACUUUAAGAAACAUGAAAAGCGAAUGUCAAAGGACGAGGAAAGAGCAGUCAAGGAUGAGCUACUUAGUGAAAAGCCUGAAAUUAAACAGAAGUGGGCUUCCAGGCUUCUCGCCAAACUGCGCAAAGAUAUCCGCCAAGAGUACCGGGAGGAUUUUGUGCUAACUGUUACCGGGAAGAAGCACCCGUGCUGUGUGUUGUCCAAUCCUGACCAGAAGGGUAAGAUUAGGAGAAUCGACUGCCUGCGACAGGCAGACAAAGUCUGGCGUCUGGAUCUAGUCAUGGUGAUCCUCUUUAAAGGUAUCCCUUUGGAAAGUACGGACGGAGAGCGGCUCAUGAAAUCCCCCCAUUGCACAAAUCCAGCACUUUGUGUUCAGCCACAUCACAUAACAGUAUCAGUCAAGGAGCUUGAUUUGUUUCUGGCGUACUACGUGCAGGAUCAAGAUUCUGGACAAUCAGGAAGUCCAAGCCACAAUGAUCCUGCCAAGAAUCCACCAGUGUAUCUUGAGGAUAGUUUUGUAAAAUCUGGAGUCUUCAAUGUAUCGGAACUGGUGCGGGUGUCAAGAACGCCUAUAACCCAGGGAGCUGGAGUGAACUUCCCCAUUGGAGAACUUCCAAGUCAACCAUACUACCAUGACAUGAACUCGGGUGUAAACUUACAGAGGUCACUAUCCUCUCCACCAACCAGUAAGAGACCCAAAACUAUAUCCAUAGAUGAGAAUAUGGAACCAAGCCCAACAGGGGACUUUUAUCCUUCCCCCAAUUCACCAGCUGCUGGGAGCAGGACAUGGCAUGAAAGAGAUCAAGAUAUGUCUUCUCCUACAAUGAAGAAACCCGAAAAGCCUUUGUUUAGCACUACAUCUCCCCAGGAUUCUUCACCAAGACUGACCACUUUCCAGCAUCACCAUCCAGGGAUCCCGGGAGUUACACACAGUGUCAUCUCAACUAGAACUCCUCCUCCACCUUCACCAUUGCCAUUUCCACCACAAGCUAUUCUUCCUCCUGCGCCAUCUAGCUACUUCUCUCACCCAACAAUCCGGUAUCCUCCUCACCUGAAUCCUCAGGAUACUCUGAAGAAUUACUCUUAUGACCCGUCCAGUCCGCAAACCAGCCAGCCUAACAGCAGUGGUCAAGUAGUAGGGAAAAUGCCUGGCCAUUUUACUCCAGUUUUGGCACCCUCUCCCCAUCACAGUACGGUGCGGCCUGUGACCCUGACCAUGACAGACACUAAACCCAUCAUUACAUCCACUGAAGGUGAGGCAUCUUCACCUACAGCAACCACCUACACAGCCUCAGGCACAUCCCAAGCCAAUCGAUAUGUGGGACUAAGUCCAAGAGACCCUUCUUUUCUACACCAACAACAGCUGAGGAUUUGUGACUGGACCUUGAAUCAAAACGGCAGGCAUUUAUACCCCAGUGGCAAUGAGGAUACAUUGGGAAUUACUUGGCAAAGUCCUGGUACCUGGGCUAGCUUGGUCCCUUUUCAAGUAUCAAACAGGACACCAAUCCUGCCGACAAGCGUCCAAAAUUAUGGUUUGAACCUAAUUGGAGAACCUUUCCUUCAAGCAGAAACAAGCAACUGAGGGAGAUUGAAACUGAACAAAAUACUAUAAAAGAAAGGAAGACGGGACAAAAAAAAAAAGAAGAAGAAGAAGAAGAAAGAAGAACCUGAAGAAAGAAGAAACAUAGACCAGCAAUUGCAGCACUUACAAUCACUAAUUCCCUUAAGGUUGAAACUGUAACGAUGUUUAAAAAAAAAAAAAAGGGUCGACGAUAUUUCACUGAUGAGUAGAAAGAUGUUCCUCCUAAGUAGCCUUUGUUCUAUGAAAUCCACUGGGAAAUAGAUGUUCUGUCUCUGACAAUAUAUUUUAACUGACUUUCUAGAUGCCUUAAUAUUUGCAUGAUAAGCUAGUUUAUUGGUUUAGUAUUCUUGGUGUUUACGCAUGGGAUCACUAUUCCUAGUUAGCUCUCAAAACAAAGGCUAGGAGACAUCCACCAGAGUUGCAGGAGAAUUGGGGCCAGUGAGCCAGCUUUUCUCAGCACUCUUAAUUUCUAAAAGUUUUUUUUUCUCUAAUGAAAGAAACAAACAAUUUAGCCUUUAAUGAUCAAUCCAAAUUUGUUUAACUUUGGCCCUUAUAACCCAGCCUUUUCCUACUGCGUUACCUAGUUUGAAAUGUUCAGGAAGUCAUUUAAACACACAGGCAUUUUAUAGAAUUGAUGCCUCACUUUAGGUUUAAAUAAUGUGUUAUCUUCUCAUAUGACCGUAAAAACAAAAAAGAGGAAGACACGAAAAAUAAUUCCCCCCCCACUAAGGAAAACACUUAGAGGCAAGUGCAAUUUUUAAAAAGUAUAUCUAAAGGGGAUCAUUGUUAUAAGUCCUUUAGCCCUUGGACUCUAAAUUGAGGGGAUUAAAAAAAACAAGAAGAAUUUCAAAGGUAUUUUGAACAAAUCUAUUUUCCCCUCAGUUUUGAAGGGGGGGCAUUAAAAGGCAUUAAUUAAAUCAAGACAAAUCAUGUACUUGAGAAAAAGAAAUUGAUUGAAACACAGCACUUAUGUUGAUUUUAGCUUCUGCCUCUUUGAGGUAUUUUAUUUAUUUAAAGUUACUGGUUGCAUCAAGAAGAAUCCCUAGAGAAUGGGAAAGGUUCUAUAAAACCUUCAUCACAGAGACGGGAGAGAGGUAAAUUCACAUCAUAGGGACAAAGCUUACAGUUUACAAACUGGGAACGCCAGGUUGUUGGGUUGGGUGGGUGGGGGGUGAAAUAUAUUUUUUAAAAAUGCACUCUUUUAGAAAGUCUAAUAACAGGGUGCUGAAAUCUUUGCAUGGUGCUCUCAGAAAUUAGCCUUGUUCGACACAUUUCUCAUAUUGACAGGAACGUGCAUGGGCGGAUACAUUUUGCCUCUAUGUCUCUAUAAAAAAAAAAUUAAUUAAAACUACUUUAUCCAGUAAUCCUAAUUUGCACGAAGUUAUAAUGUCCACAUAACGUGCCUUGCCUUGAAAUCUAAAAAAAAAAAAGUGACAUCACUACACUUGUUUUGCUGCAUUUAUUAUCAUUUUAAAUCUUUACCAUUUUUAUGACAAAAUAUUUUGUACUCCAAGAUGGGAAAACGAAAAAAAAAAAUUGACAUCAUGGAUUUUUUAAGCAGUUAUAACUUUAUCUCACAUUUAUAAAGCAUAUCAUGGCUGUGUAUAGUUGCCGCUUGAAAAUUGUAAUCGACCAGCAAUAUUUUCAGUAUUUUGGUGUUUUUUCUAUUAAUCUUUCAUGUUUUUCAUCUUCCAAUUAAUAUUGGGGGGAGGGGAUUCAAAUUUAUACGAAUUAUGCAAUACCAAGUUUUGCCUAUGUAGGUAGUGCUUUUUAGCUGUAUUGGUUAUUCUAGGUAAGUACACAGAUUUAAAAGACAAAAGAUUAAUGUAUGCUUUUUCGUUUGUUCGUUUGUUCGUUUGUUUGUUUUAAUUGACCAAAGUGGGUACUGCUAUUUUUGCAGUGUGAUGAGGUCCUUUUGUGUACUGAGAGAUGGGCAGGGGUUUUUUUGUUUUUGUUUAUACAUACAUAUAUCUAUCUAUUCUGGGUGGGUGGGAAGGAUUUGUGAACAGUGUAGCUGUGAAGCAGUGCACCAUUCGCCCGGUGAGGGCUACAAAGCGACUCUUCUGCCUACUGUGAUAAAAAAAAAAUCUCAACAAGGUGUCCUCUUUUUAACUUUCCACCUGGGGUGCAAGCUGAACUCAUUUCUGGUUUUAAAAUAACAGUGGUAAAUAAUGACGAUGAUAAAUACUAAUAAUGGAUUCCGUUGGAGGCAGACUUGACUUGAAGAAAAAAAACCUCUCAAUUUUUUUUCCAAGACCCACAGAGAGCAGCAGCCUGUUAAAAUUUUUACAAAAUAUAUUGCCCCAUGCUAUGGCAUGAUUAAAAGCAUAUUUUGAGGUAGGAAUCAGAUAAACAAUAACAUACCAAUAAAACUUUUUUCUUCUCCAAAGUCAGCUUAUUACGCUAUGUUUUGUAUUGCACACAGAUACCCAAGCGCAAAAUACAGAAUCAUACAGACUCCAACAUUUCAUGAAAAUAGGACUAAUAAUAAUAAUAAUAAUAAUAAUAAUAAUAAUAAUAAUAGUAUUAUUUAUACCCCACCCAUCUGAGUGGGUUGCCCCAGUCACUCUGGGUGGCUUCCAACAUAUAUUAAAACAU
Podarcis raffonei (Aeolian wall lizard) is the source of this 4924-nucleotide messenger RNA. It is a transcript of the gene NFIB, whose product is annotated as nuclear factor I B. Gene Ontology annotation, molecular function: DNA-binding transcription factor activity, RNA polymerase II-specific; RNA polymerase II cis-regulatory region sequence-specific DNA binding. Gene Ontology annotation, cellular component: nucleus. The record is from RefSeq and is a predicted model, not a curated record. Gene Ontology annotation, biological process: regulation of transcription by RNA polymerase II. Bases 518 to 2326 code for a protein of 602 amino acids. Lineage: Eukaryota; Metazoa; Chordata; Lepidosauria; Squamata; Lacertidae. The transcript has 12 exons.